Molecule: messenger RNA, 2205 nt
Organism: Metarhizium acridum CQMa 102
Lineage: Eukaryota; Fungi; Ascomycota; Sordariomycetes; Hypocreales; Clavicipitaceae
Source: RefSeq, a predicted model, not a curated record
AUGGCCGCUCGAGAGCUCAUAGUCAUUCUCCUCAACCACACGAACGAGGAGCUUUCUCUUGAACCAGGAUCCCCACAUCUCGACCAUGGUGAUUGGAUGACAGACACGCCAGAGUCGGAGCCGCCUGUCGAGAUCAGGGCCGGGGAGAGCGGCAUGUGGCGCUGUAAGUCGCGCCAUGUGGGCGCGGGCACCGUUGGAGCUGUUAGCUACCGCAUCGUUGGGUACGGCGAGAAAGACAAGAUUUCACUGUCUUGGGAUGUCCGAUAUGUAGCUCCAAGCAAGUUUGAGCACCUUGUCGAGUCGGAUGAAUUCACCAUUCGGGUGCUGGGUGGGAGCGGGAAGCAAGCUGUUGCUGUAUUUGUGCUUGCCGUAUGCACCGCUUUCGAGCACCGGGCUGUCCCAAACGCCCCCGAUGGCUACGCCCCAGCCUCGGUGUCUUGCCCAUCCCCGCGACCGACGAUCCGGGCUGCUACCGGCCUUUCGACCAAUGAAACAACAUGGCUCAACCUUCGUGACAACAACACCAUUCCAGCAUUGAAAAGUCUUCUCACCCGCCUCAAUAUCAGCGGUCUAGAUACCAAUGAGUACAUCGACAAUAUCGUCAAGGACAUUGAUGGUGGGAAUAAGAGCGCCGUACUGCCCCGAAUUGGUGUCGCCGUGUCUGGAGGCGGGUACCGGGCUCUGAUGAAUGGCGCAGGAGCAAUUUCAGCGUUUGACAACCGAACAUCCAAUUCGACGGGGAAAGGCCAGUUGGGCGGCUUGCUACAGGCGACGACAUAUCUAAGCGGGCUUUCUGGAGGGAGCUGGCUCGUUGGAAGCCUGUUUGUGCAGAACUUUACCACUGUGGACUCGAUCGUCCUGUCGACGAGCGGAUUUCUGAGCACGCUUUGGCAGUUUGACAAUUCGGUUCUCGAAGGACCGGCGGGUUUGCGUGUUGGACAAUACUACCGCGAGCUGUAUCAGACGGUACAGGAUAAAGCCAAUGCCAGCUUCAACACGACCAUUACCGACUAUUGGGGACGAGCGUUGUCCUACCAACUCGUAAACUCAACAGACGGAGGGCCAGCGUACACGUUCUCAUCCAUUGCCAACGACACCGAGUUCGCGGCUGCCAACUCACCCAUGCCCAUCAUUAUUGCACUCGAGCGAGCCGCAGGCCAGCUUCAAGUGCCCCCCAACGCGACGGUCUUCGAGUUCAACCCCUGGGAAAUGGGAUCCUACGACCCCGAGGCGGCGGCCUUUGCGCCCCUGAAAUACGUCGGGUCAGACUUCAACGGCGGCACCAUCAGCCGGACGGCGAAGUGCCUCGCCGGCGUAGACAACGCGGGCUUCGUCAUGGGCACGUCGUCCUCGCUGUUUAACCAGGCGUUCCUACAGAUUGGCAGAGCGUCCGGCGUCCCAGACGUGCUGGUUCGAGCACUGAACAGGACGCUGGGGAGCAUUGGCGAGGAGAACCGAGACGUUGCGAGCUGGCCGAACCCGUUUUACAAAUUCGACAGCGGCAGCAACAUCAACGCCAACGCCAGCCUCCUCACGCUCGUCGACGGCGGCGAGGCCCUGGAGAACAUCCCGCUGCACCCGCUCACCCUGAAGGCGCGCCAGGUCGAUGUCAUCUUUGCCGUGGACGGCUCCGCCGACACGCAGACGUCGUGGCCAAACGGGACGAGUCUCGUGGCGACGUACAACCGAUCCACGAGCGGCGGGGAGACAAACAACACUGCGUUUCCAGUCGUGCCCGACGUGAACACGUUUGUGAACCUGGGCCUGAACAGCCGCCCUACCUUUUUCGGGUGCGGCAACGCGUCGGCCGGCGCGCUGAUUGUGUACAUUCCCAAUGCGCCGUACACGUUCUACUCGAACGUCUCGACGUUUGACCUGUCGUACAGCGACUCGGACAGGAACCAGAUGAUUGAAAACGGAUACAACGUGGCGACGGCGGGCAACGGCACCGUCGACGCCAACUGGGCAACGUGUGUGGGCUGCGCGGUGCUGGCACGCAGCCUGGAACGCACGGGGACUGCCAUCCCGGCGGCGUGUGCCGAGUGCUACUCGAGGCACUGCUGGAAUGGAACGACCAACUCGACGGCGCCGUCGACGUUUGAGCCGCAGAAGGUCAUCGCGAGCUCUGGCGGGUCGAGGCGGCGGCUGUGGGUGCCGGGCACCGUGGUGCUGUCGUGCGGGCUGGCGGCAGCGCUUGCCAUGUGA